Messenger RNA from Adineta steineri, 918 nucleotides. The record is from the annotation of a GenBank genome assembly. NCBI's taxonomy places the organism in Eukaryota, Metazoa, Rotifera, Eurotatoria, Adinetida, Adinetidae.
AUGAAUACAGCAUUAAUUCUUAGUGGUAUUGGCGUCUGUCUUUAUUCCAUAACUCUCGCUAUCUGUAUAACAAUGCUUAUAUUGAUUUGCAUUCGUAUUCGUGCAUUAAAAUCAAAUGUAUCAAUUCUAUUGACAUGUAAUACUUAUUUUAACUCCUUAUUAGUUAGUUCGAUAAUGCUCUUAAUGUAUUCAUAUACUUUACGUGGAAAUCUUGAUUCACGUCUAUCAUUCGGAGGUCAAUGGUGUGAAAUACGAACUUAUCUUACUCAUGUUUGUUUUUGUUCUUUGUAUUAUUCAUUUGUUCUUCAAGCAAUAUUUCGAUUAUUUCGAAUUAUUUUUUAUAAAUAUAAAAUUUUACAAUCAUUUGGUGUGUUUUUAAUUGCUAUUAUGAUCCAAUGGAUUUUAUCAUUUCUUUGUAUUCUUCCAAAUUUAUUAUUAAAUGAUUUUCAAUAUUUACCAACGGAAUAUAAUUGUUGGAUUGCUUUUGAAAAUAUUCGUGGACUUAUUUUAGUUUUAAUAACUAUUUUUAAUAAUCCUCUAUCAAUUAUAUUUACAAUAUAUACUCAAAUUAUUCGAUAUACGCGUCGUCCAACUCAAAUUCAACAACGACGAAAAAAUUCAAAUAAAAGAGAUUUGAUUAUUUUAAAACGUAUCGUUAUUCUUGUUUUUAUUGUUGUUGGUAUUGGUCUACCGACAGCUGGAAUUGUAUUAACAUACAUGAUUACGAAAUAUGUAGUACCAUUUGCUUAUCAUAUUCAAGGUUUGAGUAUAUCACUUGGAGUAUUAGUUGAAUCGAUUUCAUUAAUAUUUAUUACACCACAAAUACAAGAUAUAUUCCGAUGGAAUCAAGCACGAGUUUAUCCUGUUGAAACGAGAGUUGCAACAGUUGCUCAACAAAACAAACAGGACAAAAAAUAA